Solanum tuberosum (potato) is the source of this 552-nucleotide messenger RNA. RefSeq lists its product as uncharacterized. Lineage: Eukaryota; Viridiplantae; Streptophyta; Magnoliopsida; Solanales; Solanaceae. The transcript is spliced from 2 exons. Bases 1 to 552 code for a protein of 183 amino acids. Gene Ontology annotation, biological process: DNA integration. Gene Ontology annotation, molecular function: nucleic acid binding. The record is from RefSeq and is a predicted model, not a curated record.
AUGCCAUAUCAUCCUCAAACAAGUGGCCAAGUGGAGGUUUCGAAUCGGGAGAUCAAGAGUAUCUUGGGUAAGACUCUGAACGCAAAUAGGACUGAUUGGUCUCAAAAGCUAGAUGAUGCUCUGUGGGCUUAUCACACUGCCUACAAGACACCAAUUGGCAUGUCCCCAUAUCAACUAGUUUUUGAGAAAUCUUGUCACUUACUGGUUGAGCUGGAACACAAAGCAUUAUGGACAUUAAAUGCUUUAAAUCUGGAUUGGGUAAAGUCUUCAAAAGGUAGAGUAGAUCAGCUAAACGAAUUGGAUGAAUUCAGGUUUAGGGCAUGUGAGAGUUCAGCCCUCUACAAGGAGAAGAUGAAUAAGUGGAACGAUUCUAAGCUCAAAUCAAAGUGGUCAGGCCUGUUUAGAGUGACACGAGUGUUCGCAAAUGGAGCCAUUGAAGUUAAAGGUAAAAAGGGCCCUGCCUUCAAGGUGAAUGGGCAACGCUUGAAGUUGUAUUUUGGAGAAUGCCAUGAAAUUUCAUUGAUUGAAGUGGUGUACUUGGAAGAUGGUUGA